Molecule: messenger RNA, 2922 nt
Organism: Sitophilus oryzae (rice weevil)
Lineage: Eukaryota; Metazoa; Arthropoda; Insecta; Coleoptera; Curculionidae
Product: 26S proteasome non-ATPase regulatory subunit 2-like
Exons: 12
Coding region: 232-2907 (891 amino acids)
Biological process (GO): regulation of protein catabolic process; proteasome-mediated ubiquitin-dependent protein catabolic process
Cellular component (GO): proteasome complex; nucleus; proteasome storage granule
Molecular function (GO): enzyme regulator activity
Source: RefSeq, a predicted model, not a curated record
UUAUAAUUGACAACUUGCCCGCCACUUCAAAUAUUUGUAAAUUUAAAAAUGUUACCUAAUUUUGUUUAAAAUCAAAUUUAAUGAAAUCUUAAAGAGAAAUUUAUUAUUAUUUCAAAGAACCUUUAUUAUUUUACUGCGUCAAAUUCAUAGCAGCAUCAGGCAACAUAAACAUAACUGUCAUAAAAAAGUCCAAGUCAUCAUUAAAAUACUCAUCAUAAAGAAGCAUUUAAAAUGACUGCUAGUGCUUCUGCGAGGCCCAUAGUAAAGGAAGAGUACGAAGAAGAUAAAGAAAUGCAAAACGAACUAAAACUUCUAGUGGACAAAAUUACUGGAACUGAUGUUAAACUUAUACCCUCGGCUUUAGAAAUGUUGAAAUAUUUGAUAAGAACAUCUACAACUUCAAUGACGUCUGUACCAAAGCCACUAAAGUAUUUGGCACCCAGUUAUAAUCUUCUCAAAGAGAGUCACAAAAAUAUGGCAAAGGGUAAUAUAAAAAAUAGUUUAGCUGAUGUUAUCUCGGUACUUGCAAUGGGUACGGGAGGUGGAGAAGAAGCCAGAAGAAAUAAGGAGUGCUUAAAAUAUUGUCUUUUAGGUACUAUGAAGGACAUCGGCGACUGGGGCCAUGAAUAUAUUCGACAAUUGGAAUCUGAAAUAGUACAGCAGUGGUCUGAAAAUGAUUGCGAAGUUAGCGAAAACAUGUUGAUGCCUCUUAUCCACGACAUAAUUCAGUUUAAUUGCACUCAUCACGCCGAAAUUCAAGCUUGCGAUUUAUUGAUGGAAAUAGACAAUUUACAAUGGUUGGGGAAUUAUAUUGCUUCCAAUACUUAUCAAAGAAUGUGCUACUAUUUAAUCUCGUGCUCGAAAUAUGUCGACGAUACCGAAAGAUCCAAAAUAAUGCAAUUAGCCUUUGACCAGUAUAUUAAAUUUGGGGAGUACUCCAAAUCUCUUAUAAUAGCUCUACAAAUGAACAAUGACGAACUUGUAAACCAAGUAUUUAAAAAAUGCCGAGACAAGCUUAUUUUAUACCAGUUAGCUUUUAUAUGCGCUAGGCAUUUAUAUCCUUUAGAAUUCGAUCAGAAAAUACCUGAAUGUGAGGAAAUAAAUAAUAUUGCCAGUAAUAGUCACUUAAACGCAUACUUCUUGUCUUUGGCAAGAGAGUUAGAUAUCAUGGAACCAAAAUUACCAGAAGAUGUGUACAAAACUUGGCUAGAACCUUUGCCACCAAGAUUGCAAAUAUUGGGCGAAAAUAUGGAUAGCGCCAGGCAAAAUUUGGCAUCAUCCUUUGUAAACGGUUUCGUUAACGCUGCUUUUGGGACCGAUAAGCUUCUAUCAAAUGAUUCUGGUAACAAAUGGAUUUAUAGAAAUAAAGAACAUGGGAUGCUGAGCGCUACCGCCUCGCUUGGUCUUAUACAUUUAUGGGACGUGGAUGGUGGUUUAACACCCAUCGAUAAAUAUUUGUAUUCUACAGAAGAUUAUAUUAAAUCGGGUGCACUACUGGCCUUAGGAAUUGUAAACUGUAGAGUAAAAAACGAAUGCGACCCAGCUCUAGCGUUAUUAUGCGACUAUGUCAAUAUAAAUAAUGAGGUCCUCCAAAUUGGAGCUAUCCUAGGUAUUGGUCUGGCUUAUGCAGGAAGUCAACGUGAUGAUGUGCUAGGUUUGAUUCUACCUGCCCUAAAUGUUUCAAAGUCCUUGGAAGUUCUGGCUGUUACUAGUUUGGCAUGUGGAUUGAUAUCUUUAGGUACCAAUGAUAAUGAAGUACCAACAAACAUACUGAACGUUAUGAUAGAGAAACAUACAUCCGAUCCAGAAUGUUUAAAGUCGGUUUAUAUGAAACUAAUGGGAUUAGGGGUAGCUUUAUGUUAUUUCGGAGCAAGAGAUGCUAUUGAUGUUUCUUGUAAUGCUAUGGAGGUUUUUCCAGAGCCAUUUAAAAGCGCCGUCCAGACCAUGUUGUUGAUGUGUUCGUAUGCCGGUACUGGAGAUGUUUUAAUAAUUCAGGAACUUUUGGGAAUGGUAGGUGAAAAACUUGAACCGACUGAACAAGAAAAACCAGUUAAAGAAACGCCUAAGCUCAAAGAAAUUCCAAAAGGCAAAAGUAAGAAAAUUCCUGAUUGGGAUUAUGGUAUGGGCCAAGCUGUAGCUGCUCUGGCUGUAGCUUCAGCGUCAUUUGGUGAAGAAAUAGGUAUGGAGAUGGUUCAAAGGAUAUUUGGUCAUAUGGGAAAAUACGGCGAACCCUCGGUAAGAAAAGCCGUACCACUCGCCAUAGCUCUAUCAUCUAUUUCAAAUCCUCAAUUGCCGGUCUUGGACGUUUUAACUAAGUAUUCUCAUGAUUCUGACGACGAAGUAGCUUGUAAUGCCAUUAUUGGAUUGGGUUUAAUUGGUUCAGGUACUAAUAACGCCCGAUUGUCUUCUGGUCUAAGACAGUUAGCAGUUUUCCAUGCCAAAAAUCCCUCGCAAUUAUUUAUGGUUCGUAUAGCCCAGGGGCUGGUACACAUGGGUAAAGGAACUGUCACUUUAAACCCCUUACACACCGAUAGAAUGUUAUUAGACCCAGUUGGAAUGGCUGGGCUAUUGAUCAUUGCUGUAUCACUGCUUGAUCCAUUUUCAUUGAUAUUGGGCAAAUCGCAUUAUUUGCUUUAUUGUCUUGCUGUGUCUAUUCAGCCCAGAUGGUUACUUACUUUAGAUGAAAAACUUGAAGUCGUUACAACUACUGUGAGGGUGGGUCAAGCUGUCGACGUUGUUGGAAAAGCAGGUACCCCCAAAACAAUAGCAGGUAUACACACUCACACAACUCCAGUUUUAUUGGCAGUUGCAGAAAGAGCAGAGUUAGCAACUGAUCAGUUUGCACAUUUUGCACCAACGCUGGACGGAAUUUGUGUUUUAAAAAAGGAAGCGAAUGUUGCAUCUUAAUAGAUUUUUUAAAGG